AUGAGACUUCAAUUUCUACUUAUUCGGACCUUGGCCCUUGUGCUAUGCUAUGCCCAGUUGGCGUUUGCCGUUGAUUCCAGCCAUCAACUGGUUGAACAGCUAGACAAGGUACCAGAUGGCUGGUUAAGAGGGGAUAGACCGUUGGCCUCUAAACUUAUAAAAUUCCGACUAGCGAUUGCCCAACACAACGCCAGAGAGUUCGAGCAAAAGGUCAUUGAGCUGUCAACCCCAGGUCACGCGAGCUAUGGUCAACAUAUGAAUCGGGACGAAGUGAAGCAAUUCUUGAGUCCCCCUCCUCCCAUUUCAGACCGCAUUAUCGCAUGGCUGCAAUCAGAAAAUGUCCCAACCAGUUCUAUAAAGUUAGAUGGCCAUUGGAUUUCGUUCACAGUUCCAAUUUCUCAGGCCGAGGAGAUGCUGAAAACGCAGUUUUUCUACUUUCACCAACAAGACCAGCAAAGCAUCACCAUUCGAACUCUUGGCUAUUCGGUGCCCAGGGCCUUACAUCCUUAUAUUCAAUUGAUCCAGCCUACAACUAUAUUUGGCAACCUUGUGCCUCAAAGAAGCUCCAUUUUCAAACCGAAGACAGCGACUUCCGAGCAGCUAGCCGCUAAAUGCAAUGUGACUAUCACGCCAGACUGCCUUCGGGAUCUGUAUGGAAUUGAUAACACGACCACCAGACCUGAUUGGCGGAAUCGACUGGGGAUAUCUGGUUUCCUAGAACAAUAUGCUCGCCGUGCUGAUUUCGAUGUGUUUUUGCGUCGUUACGCCCAAAGCCACACAGACGCAAACUUCAGUGUCGUCUCAAUCAACGGCGGCCAGGAUGAUCAACACUCCAUGUCUGAUAGUGUCGAAGCAAAUCUAGACGUACAGUACUCCAUCCCGCUGGCAGAUGAAGUGCUAGCAACAUUUUAUAGCACAGGGGGACGCGGUCCUGUUGUCCCCGAAAUAACUCAUCCAGACCCUACCGAGUCAUCAAACGAGCCAUAUCUUGAACAGCUCCAUUACCUUUUGGAUCUCCCAGAUGAAGAGCUCCCCGCGGUGCUUUCCAACUCGUACGGAGAAAAUGAGCAGAGUCUCCCACCGUCAUAUUUAAACGCGACUUGCAGCCUAUUUGCCCAGCUCGGUGCGCGGGGUGUUUCAAUACUUUUCAGUAGCGGAGAUGCUGGUCCGGGAAGUUCUUGUGUGAAAAAUGACGGGACAAAUCAAACUAGAUUCCUCCCUGAGUAUCCAGCUUCUUGUCCAUUUGUUACCUCGGUGGGUGGAACGUACGGCACCAACCCCGAAAAAGCGGUUUCCUUCUCUGGGGGUGGGUUUUCAGAGCUGUUCCCCCGUCCCCACUAUCAGGACCAGGCAGUGAAGGGCUACCUUCGUCAUCUUGGAAGUCAAUGGAAUGGACUGUACAAUGCUACGGGAAGAGGGUAUCCCGACGUGUCGGCCCAAGCCGCAAGAUUCAUUGUUCGAGAUCAUGGCGAGUGGAUCUCGGUUGGCGGAACAAGGUUUGUCUUCGGCAGAUUUCUGGAGAACAAUGAGCUGACCGUGUACAGUGCUUCGACACCAGUGCUUGCAGGGGUGGUCUCCCGGCUCAACUCUGCCCGUAUUGCCCAGGGUAAGCCUCGAAUGGGCUUUCUAAACCCAUGGCUUUAUAGCCACGGGCAAACAGGGUUCACGGAUAUUGUUCUAGGCAGCUCCUCAGGCUGUAAGCGGAAUCCUGGCGAUGCUCGGGUACGGAAUGCGACCUGGGAUGCCACCGAAGGUUGGGAUCCCGUAACAGGGCUAGGCACGCCGUUAUUCCCUACACUUGUGAAAGUGGCAUUGUCAGAUGACCUGGCGUAG
Penicillium egyptiacum is the source of this 1833-nucleotide messenger RNA. The record is from the annotation of a GenBank genome assembly. Lineage: Eukaryota; Fungi; Ascomycota; Eurotiomycetes; Eurotiales; Aspergillaceae.